This is a messenger RNA of Scomber japonicus (chub mackerel), 1427 nucleotides long. It is a transcript of the gene bmp5, whose product is annotated as bone morphogenetic protein 5. The transcript is spliced from 7 exons. Gene Ontology annotation, biological process: SMAD protein signal transduction. NCBI's taxonomy places the organism in Eukaryota, Metazoa, Chordata, Actinopteri, Scombriformes, Scombridae. The record is from RefSeq and is a predicted model, not a curated record. Gene Ontology annotation, cellular component: extracellular region. Gene Ontology annotation, molecular function: cytokine activity; growth factor activity. The coding region runs from base 39 to 1427 and encodes 462 amino acids.
AGUUCAUCUUCACACCCCAAAGUGAGCUAUUUGUCAAGAUGACAGCGCUUACACCUUUGAACCGUGCUGUACUUGGACUUGCGUGGAGCUGCUUGAGCUUUCUGUCCUGCGCUCAUUGCGGGUUAAGUGACAACCAUGUGCACUCCAGUUUUAUUUACAGGAGGUUGCGCAAUCACGAACGCAGGGAGAUCCAACGAGAGAUCCUCUCCAUCCUGGGCUUGCCUCACCGUCCGAGGCCCUUCUCUCCCGGGAAGCAGGCAUCCUCCGCCCCGCUGUUCAUGCUCGACCUGUACAACGCCAUGACCGUGGAGGAGGAGGAGGAGGAAGAGGAGGAGAGAGCGCAACAGCGGGGCGCAGGGAAGAGCUUCAGUGCCAAGGCUCAAGGGCACUCCAGGAAAGGUUACUACAGUCCCCAGCAUGCCGGGUACUCCCGUAUGGCUCAGCCUUACCGUGCGGCCCCUCUGUUAGGCCACAGCCCCGCUCUCACCACAGCGCACGACACCAACUUUCUCAAUGAUGCCGACAUGGUCAUGAGUUUUGUCAAUUUAGUGGAGAAAGAUAAAGAUUUUUCUCACCAGCGGAGACACUACAAGGAGUUCCGUUUUGAUCUGACUCAGAUCCCAGAUGGAGAGGCAGUGACUGCAGCAGAGUUUCGCAUCUAUAAGGAUCGCAGUCAUGCCCGCUAUGACAAUAUUACUCUGAAGGUUACCAUAUAUCAAGUCAUCAAGGAAUACCAAAACAAAGAUGCAGAGACAUUCUUGCUCGACUCCAAAAAGGUCCAGGCGUCUGAUGGUGGUUGGCUAGUGUUCGACAUCACGGCCACCAGUAACCACUGGGUGAUGAACCCACAGCAGAACUUGGGGCUUCAGCUCUGUGUGGAGACUAUAGAUGGACGAAGUAUCAACUUAAAAUCUGCUGGAAUCGUUGGGAGGAAUGGGCCCCAGUCCAAGCAGCCGUUCCUGGUUGCUUUCUUCAAGGCCAGUGGGGUGUUGCUUCGCUCUGUCAGGGCUGCUGGUGGGAAAAAAAAGAACCACAAUCGCAAUAAAUCUGCUAAUCAACAAGAAACAUCUCGCACACCAAAAAGUGGAGAUUAUAACACAAGUGAACAGAAGCAAGCCUGUAAGAAGCAUGAACUUUAUGUCAGCUUUCGAGAUUUGGGUUGGCAGGAUUGGAUCAUUGCACCUGAGGGCUAUGCUGCUUUUUACUGUGACGGUGAAUGCUCGUUUCCACUCAAUGCGCACAUGAACGCAACAAAUCAUGCAAUUGUGCAAACUCUGGUCCAUUUAAUGUUUCCUGAAAAUGUGCCAAAGCCAUGCUGUGCCCCAACCAAGCUGAACGCAAUAUCAGUACUUUACUUCGAUGACAGCUCAAACGUCAUCCUUAAGAAAUAUAGAAAUAUGGUAGUUCGGUCUUGUGGCUGCCAUUAG